This is a messenger RNA of Sus scrofa (pig), 1818 nucleotides long. It is a transcript of the gene MAPKAPK5, whose product is annotated as MAPK activated protein kinase 5. The record is from RefSeq and is marked provisional. Gene Ontology annotation, molecular function: ATP binding; protein kinase activity. Lineage: Eukaryota; Metazoa; Chordata; Mammalia; Artiodactyla; Suidae. Gene Ontology annotation, biological process: protein phosphorylation.
GCUGCCAGUCUUCCCGAGGCUCGGGGUCCGGAGCGCUGAGCUCCUUGUUCCCUCGGCUGCGGUGGGAUCAGGCAGCUGCGCAGCCUCCGCUGCUCCCGGCCGUGCGGGCCUCGCGGAGCAUGUCGGAGGAGAGCGACAUGGAGAAAGCCAUCAAGGAAACCUCCAUUUUAGAAGAAUACAAUAUCAAUUGGACCCAGAAGCUGGGCGCUGGAAUUAGUGGUCCAGUUAGAGUCUGUGUGAAGAAAUCUACCCAAGAACGGUUUGCACUAAAAAUUCUUUUUGAUCGUCCAAAAGCUAGAAAUGAGGUACGUCUGCACAUGAUGUGUGCAACACACCCCAAUAUAGUGCAAAUUAUUGAAGUGUUUGCUAAUAGUGUACAGUUUCCUCAUGAAUCCAGCCCCAGGGCUCGACUCUUAAUUGUAAUGGAGAUGAUGGAAGGGGGAGAGCUAUUUCACAGAAUCAGCCAGCACCGGCACUUUACAGAGAAGCAAGCCAGCCAAGUAACAAAGCAGAUAGCUUUGGCUCUACAACACUGUCACUUGUUAAACAUCGCGCACAGAGACCUCAAGCCUGAAAAUCUGCUUUUCAAGGAUAACUCUUUGGAUGCCCCAGUGAAGUUAUGUGACUUUGGAUUUGCCAAAAUUGACCAAGGUGACUUGAUGACACCGCAGUUCACCCCAUAUUAUGUAGCACCUCAGGUACUAGAGGCACAGAGAAGGCAUCAGAAGGAGAAAUCUGGCAUCAUACCUACCUCGCCAACACCCUACACUUAUAACAAGAGCUGUGAUUUGUGGUCCCUAGGGGUGAUUAUCUACGUGAUGCUGUGUGGAUACCCUCCUUUUUACUCCAAACACCAUAGCCGGACCAUCCCAAAGGACAUGCGGAAAAAAAUCAUGACAGGCAGUUUUGAGUUCCCAGAAGAAGAAUGGAGCCAGAUCUCUGAGAUGGCCAAAGAUGUAGUGAGAAAGCUCUUGAAGGUCAAACCAGAGGAAAGACUUACCAUCGAGGGAGUGUUGGACCACCCCUGGCUCAACUCUACUGAGGCUCUGGAUAAUGUGCUACCCUCUGCUCAACUGAUGAUGGAUAAGGCAGUGGUUGCAGGAAUCCAGCAGGCCCAUGCGGAACAGUUGGCCAACAUGCGAAUUCAGGAUUUGAAAGUCAGCCUCAAACCCCUGCAUUCUGUGAACAACCCCAUUCUGCGGAAGAGGAAAUUACUCGGCACCAAGCCAAAGGAUGGUAUUUAUAUCCAUGACCGUGAGAAUGGAGCUGAGGAUUCAAAUGUUGCCUUGGAAAAGCUUCGAGAUGUGAUUGCUCAGUGUAUUCUCCCCCAGGCUGGAGAGAAUGAAGAUGAAAAGCUGAAUGAAGUAGUGCAGGAAGCUUGGAAGUAUAACCGGGAAUGCAAACUCCUAAGAGAUACUCUGCAAAGCUUCAGCUGGAAUGGUCGUGGAUUCACAGAUAAAGUAGAUCGACUAAAACUGGCAGAAAUUGUGAAGCAAGUGAUAGAAGAGCAGACCACAUCCCAUGAAUCCCAAUAACUACAGCUUCAGACUUUGUUUUUUAACAGUUUGAAAAAUUAUUCAUUAAUGUAUAAAGAAAUUUUUAUGUAAAUUAAUAAAUCAUAAUUUCAUUUCCACAUUGCUUAAAGAUGCUGUAUAAAAUUAGAUACAGGAUAUACUAAUAGUUCACUUGUUUGUUUUUAAGAAAAGCUCAGUUCUUAGAGAUAUAUUAUUACUUUAUUAUUUAGUGGUAUGUUGUAAAGCUGACAGAUGGUAUUGUCGAGCAAGAUUAUUUUAUUUGUAAUAAAGUAUACAAAAACCA